AAUAUGUCUACCCCACAGAUGAACCACCAACCACAAGCACCAGAAGGAAACACAACCGGGUUGAAGGAAUUUGUCCUCCUGGGAUUUUCUGAUGUUCCCCAUCUCCAGUGGUUUCUAUUUGGAUUGUUGAUUAUCGUCUAUGUCAUCAUCCUAGUGGGCAAUGGCACCAUCGUACUAAUAACAAGGGUGGACUCUACUCUCCAGACCCCCAUGUAUUUUUUCCUUGGAUAUUUUUCCUUUUCAGAAAUGUGUUAUGUAUCGGUUACUCUUCCCAGAAUGCUCUUCAACCUUGCCACCCAGAGAAGAACCAUUUCCUUCACUGCCUGUGCUACACAGAUGUGCUUCACUCUCAUACUGGGGGCUACAGAGUGCUUCCUCCUGGCUGUGAUGGCCUAUGACCGUUAUGUGGCCAUCUGUAACCCACUGCGCUACCCUCUACUCAUGAACCCCAGGGUUUGCACUCAGCUGGUGGUUGGCUCCUGGGUCUGUGGAAUUCCGGGGCAGGUAGGUCAGACUUCACAGAUUUUCUCUGUGCCGUUUUGUGGUUGCAAACAAAUCAACCACUUCUUCUGUGACAUACCCCCAGUACUUUACUUGGCCUGUGGGAACAUCUUUGUGAAUGAGAUGAUGGUUUUCUUAGGUGCUCUGGUGUUUGUUUUGGUUCCCUUUCUGUUAAUAAUUUUCUCCUAUAGUAAAAUCAUCUCUACAGUCCGGAAAUUACCAUCAGCCACAAGUAGGACCAAAGCCUUCUCCACCUGUUCAUCUCAUCUUGCAGUUGUGGUGCUAUUUUUUGGAUCAGCUAUCAUUACCUACUUUAGACCCAGUGCUAGUCAUUCGGGUGGAACCGACAAAGUGCUUUCCCUUUUCUACACUGUUGUGACUCCCAUGUUUAACCCAAUGGUAUAUAGUCUAAGGAACAAAGAUGUUCUAAUGGCACUGGAAAAAUUGUUUUGUAAAUGA
Molecule: messenger RNA, 960 nt
Organism: Nannospalax galili (Upper Galilee mountains blind mole rat)
Lineage: Eukaryota; Metazoa; Chordata; Mammalia; Rodentia; Spalacidae
Product: olfactory receptor 10AG1-like
Exons: 1
Coding region: 4-960 (318 amino acids)
Biological process (GO): G protein-coupled receptor signaling pathway
Cellular component (GO): membrane
Molecular function (GO): G protein-coupled receptor activity; olfactory receptor activity
Source: RefSeq, a predicted model, not a curated record